Molecule: messenger RNA, 4205 nt
Organism: Zonotrichia albicollis (white-throated sparrow)
Lineage: Eukaryota; Metazoa; Chordata; Aves; Passeriformes; Passerellidae
Source: RefSeq, a predicted model, not a curated record
GAGCCCUAUCCCAAAGGAGUGAUCCCACUGUCUGUGAUUGAAAUGGCUCGUUCCACCAAGGACAACAAGUUCCAGGUCAUCACCAGCCAUCGGAUCUUUGUCUUCCGUGCUGAGAACGAGGCCCAGAGGAAUGAGUGGUGCUCCACGCUGCAGAAGAAGGUGAUGGAGCAGCGCCUGGUGGGGUCCCGGCCCCGGCCUGCCAACACUGCCCACUGCCAGAAGUCAGGAACCCUGGAGCUCAAGGGCCACAAGUCCAAGGUUUUCGCAGCCCUGAGCCUGCCUGAGAUGUGGCUGUACAAGAGCGAGCAGUUCUUCAAGAUGGGCAUCGCCAUGUUCUUCAUAGAGAUGCGCGGCUCCACCAUCCGCGAGGCCAAGAGCCGCAGCUUCGAGCUCAUCACCCCCUCCAAAACAUUCAGCUUCGUGGCCGAGUCGGAGCGGGAGAAGCGGGAGUGGAUGGAGGCGCUGCAGGAGGCCAUCGCCGAGAUGCUCUACGACUACGAGGUGGCAGAGAAGAUCUGGUCCAACAAAGCCAACAAAUACUGUGCUGACUGCUGGGCUCAGAGUCCUGACUGGGCGUCCAUCAACCUGUGCGUGGUCAUCUGCAAGCAGUGUGCAGGGCAGCACCGCAGCCUGGGCUCCAACAUUUCCAAGGUGCAAAGCCUGAAGCUGGACACCAGCGUCUGGUCCAAUGAAAUCGUGCAGCUCUUCAUCGUGCUGGGAAAUGACCGAGCCAACCGGUUCUGGGCCGCCCGGCUCCCCUCCAGCGAGGCCAUCACCCCGGAGAGCGGCGCCGAGCAGAGACGGGAAUUCAUCGCCCGCAAGUACCGGGAGGGCCGGUACCGCCUGCCCCACCCUCACUACGGCACUCAGGAGGAGGUGCUGCAGGCGCUGUGCUCUGCAGUGGCAGGACCAGCCCUGCUCAAGACCAUCCUGCAGUUCUUCUCAUCCUCGGAGGCUGCUCUGGCCUCUGACCCUGCUGCCAGCGAGGCGGCACCGGGGGCCGACCUCUGGUGGGGACCAGAGAGCAAAAGGCCCAGGAACCUUUCAGGGAGCCCCCGCACACAGGACCCGGGUCCCGAGGGUGUGUACAACGAGAUCACCCAGCCAGUGACGCACAGCGGGUACCUGUACCGGGCCACGGCCCCCCCAAAGCUCCCAGGGGCCAGGAAGAGCAAAGAGGACUUCCAGCGCACGUGGUGCUCCCUGGAGAGAGCCCUGCUCUUCUUCGAGACUGAGAAAUGCACUGAGCCCCUUGGCCACAUUGACUGCGGGGAUCUCCUCUCCCUGGGGGUCAACAGAGCCCACCAGGCACUCACCAGCCCUGGGACCACUGAAAGGUUUCGCUUCACCCUUGAGCUCUUCCUCACUGGGGAAAAAGUGCAGCAGCUGGGAACUGAUGGGCCCGAAACACUGCAGGCCUGGGCCAGCGCCAUCGGCAAGUGGUUCACCCCCGUGAGCUGCCACUGCCUGCUGGGCUACGAGUUCCAGCGCGUGGGGCAGCUGCGCUACAAGUGCAUGCUGAACCCCGAGCGCUGGCAGAGGGCCUUCUUCAUCCUGCAGAAGAGCCACCUCUUCAUCUGCCCCGCCGAGGAGGACGGGGCCGAGGACAGCAUCAACCUGCGGCGGCUGCAGGAGCUCAGUCUGGUUCCCCCCACGGACACCCCGGAGAAGAAGGAGCUGCUGGUCCUGGUGGAGAUGGGGAGGACAUUUUACCUGCAGGGCUUGUCGCGGGCAGACUCGGCAGCGUGGUACAGUGACAUCCAGGCCUCGGCAGGGGGCCGGGGCAACGCUCUGAGGGACCAGCAGCUGAGCAGGGCAGACAUCCCCAUCAUUGUGGACUCCUGCAUCGCCUUCAUCACCCAGUACGGGCUGCGGCACGAGGGGAUUUACCGCAAGAACGGCGCCAAGUCCCGCAUCAAGGUACUGAUGGAGGAGUUCCGGCGGGACGCCCGCAACGUCAAGCUGCGCAUCAGCGACAACUUCAUCGAGGAUGUCACUGACGUGCUCAAGAGGUUCUUCAGGGAGCUGGAAGAUCCCAUCUUCACCCUGGAGCUGCACCCGCAGUGGAAGGAGGCUGCAGAGAUCUCCUCGAAGCCGCAGCGCUUGGAGCAGUACAAGGAGCUCAUCCAUCGCCUGCCUCGCCUCAACCACAAGACCCUGGCUGCGCUCAUCGGGCACCUCUACCGGGUGCAGAAAUGUGCAGACCUCAACCAGAUGAGCACCAAGAACCUGUCGCUGCUCUUCGCACCCAGCCUCUUCCAGACCGACGGCAAAGGGGAGCACGAGGUCAAGGUGAUGGAGGAUCUCAUUGACAACUAUGUCAGCAUCUUCAAUAUUGAUGAGGAUCAGGUAUCCCAGAUGGAUCUGGAGAACAGCCUGAUCACCACCUGGAAGGACACCCAGCUCUCCCAGGCAGGAGACCUCAUCAUCGAGGUGUACCUGGAGCAGAAAGUGUCCGACUGCUGCGUCACCCUGAAGGUGUCCCCCACCAUGACCGCAGAGGAGCUGACCAACCAGGUGCUGGAGAUGCGCAACGUGCCCGCCAGCCUGGACAUCUGGCUGACCUUCGAGGCUCUGGAGAACGGGGAGCUGGAGCGGCCCCUGCACCCCAAGGAGAAGGUGCUGGAGCAGGCCUUGCAGUGGUGCAAGCUCCCGGAGCCCAGCUCUGCGUACCUGCUGGUGAGGAAGGUGCCCAUCGGCGAGGGCGGCUGUCUCUUCACAGGUGCCAAGCGUGAGACCCCCAAGUGUGGGCUGCUCAAGUGCCGGGAGGAGCCCCCCAAGCUGCUGGGGAACAAGUUCCAGGAGCGCUACUUCGUCAUCCAGGACAGGAGGCUGCUGCUGCUCAAGGAGAAGAGGAGUGCCAAGCCAGAGCGUGAGUGGCCCCUGGACGCUGCCAAGGUUUACAUGGGCAUUAGGAAGAAGCUGAAGCCACCAGCUCAGUGGGGUUUCACACUGACCCUGGACAAGCAGCAGCUGUACCUGGUGUGCUCAGGGCAGGCUGAGCUGUGGGAGUGGUGCUGCGCCGCCGCUCCUCCUCCGACCUGGCCAAGCAGAAAUUCGGGACGAUGCCGCUGGUGCCCCUGCACGGGGACAGCACUGAUGCCACCAUGCUGUCUGCCAACCAGACCCUGCGCCGCCUGCACACGCGAAGGACUUUGUCCAUGUUCUUUCCCAUGAAGGUCCACCAGGACUCCCUGGAGGAGCAGCAGGAGAAGGAGGCAGACACUGAUCCUGUCUAUGAGGAAGUGGGGAACUUCCCCGAGCUGGCGGCGCUGGACCUGGGGCAGGGGCUGCUGGCAGAGCUGGCAGCCGUGCCCCGCGUGGACAGGUCCAAGAAGCCAUCGCCGUUCCCUGAGGAGCCCCCAGGCACCGCCCUGCGCUCCUCACUGCCUGCCAGCCCAGCCCAGAGGGUGACGGGGCCCUCUGUCACCAAAGCCGUGUCCCUCGAAAGGGGCUUGAACCUGGAGAGCAGCAAAGCCCCGAGCCCGGGGCUCAGACCCACCAAAACGUCCUCUCUGGAGAGGAACAUGGAGCCUUCCCUGGCUCUGGGCAGGGACUGGGAGCAGGCAGCCACACCGGGGAGCAGCCCCACCACAGAGACCUCCCUGGAGCUGCUCAGGAAGAGGAGCCUGCAGCCUCCCUCUCCCAUCAGUGACAAACUGAUGCAGGAGCUCAGCAGUGUCAUCCUCAGAAAGAGCGAUGGCCAACCCCCGGGUCCAGGCCAGCCGGUGACGUGACCCGCUGUGCCAAGGGGGUGGCCACCAACCCGGGGUCAAGCUGUGCCCGGUGGCAGCGAUGAUGGGUACCCCAUGGCAGAGAGGAUGGGUACCCCACACUCCCACAUCGUGGAACCCCCACCCUGCUCCUCCUCCUCAUCCCAGAGCCAGGCUGGGAUCAGGACCGAAGGGACAAGUGGUGACCAGGAUGUUGGGCCGUGGUACCUCCUCAGGGAGGGCUGGGACUGCUGCCACCCACUGUGCCCUUGCCCAUGGGUGGCACGUCUGUCAUGGAGCCCAGCACUGAGGGACACAAGUAAAGGGGGAAACAAAGCAGGAACAUGGUGCCCACAUGUUUGGCAGCACCGUGCCAGGCAGGGGGCAUGGGGUGCCUGCCAGCAUGGGGGCACACAGCGUGUCCCCUCCAGCUCUGGGCCUGCAGGGCAGGGCCAGGACACCCAAGCCAUCUCCCUUUCCCUGCUUGCAUCC